Molecule: messenger RNA, 1533 nt
Organism: Paraphaeosphaeria sporulosa
Lineage: Eukaryota; Fungi; Ascomycota; Dothideomycetes; Pleosporales; Didymosphaeriaceae
Exons: 2
Coding region: 139-1425 (428 amino acids)
Source: RefSeq, a predicted model, not a curated record
GGUCAACAAGGCCUCGUUACCCCAGACCUCAGGCUGGCAUGGCUCGUCUCCACGCCGCUGUCGCGCUCCAGUAGUUCUCCCACCACCACCACCGACACACCCGCCGCCCGCCGCCCGCCGCCCGCCGCCACAGUCGCCAUGUACGGGGACCUGGGCAGCUCGCGCAACCUGGGGGCCUCGGUCUCGUCGCUGUCGUCGUCUCGGCAGCACUCGCAGCACAUCGCCAAAGCCUACCGCCAGGCCGCCCAGCUCUUCCUCACGCGUCGCCUGCCCGAGGCCUUGUCCACCAUCGAGCCCAUCAUCACCCCGCCCGCCCAGGACGAUGUCAAUGGCUCCCCCGACGGCGACCUCGCCGGCUAUGCGCCCAUAGCAACCGCGUCGCGGGGCACGCGGGUCAAGGUGUGGAGCUUCUACCUCACCUUCCUCAAUGCCGUCGUCGAGCUGGGCGCCGAAGAGGGCAAGCUUGCAUUUGGCAGCACGCGAUGGAAGCAAUUGGUCUCCAAGUGCCGCGAUGGCAGCGUGUGGGACGACGUUGCGCGCGAUGGCUAUGCCGGCGUAGAGGGCGACGUGGAUGCCGAGGUCGUUGUCAACUUGGCAACCCUUCUACUCACGCACUCACCCUCGCAGCGGCUGAACCAGCACAAGCUGGAAACGUACCUAUCGGCCUCGGCCAACCCCGUCUUCGACAUCUCCUCCCACAUGACCUCCUCUGCAUAUCUCCAGCGCCGCCCUAGCCAGCAGAACAACGGUACCGACACGCCCCGGGACCUCAACACCCGAUUGAAGCUCCUCGAGCUUUACACCCUCCAUGUGCUGCCCCGCAACGACGAGUGGGACUAUGCCCGCGAGUUCAUUUCCAUGUCCGAGGUGCUCGACGACGAGCGCAAAGAGGCCUUCCUGCUUGCACUGCACUCGCUCAAGGAAGAGAAGGAGGAUGCAGAGAAGCGCGAAGAACGGCUACGCCAACAGCAGCAGGAGCAACUAGAGCAACGGAGAAGAGAAACAGAGGCCCGCCGGCUAGAGCAGUCUCGUGCAGAAGACGAACGCAGGAAACGUGAAGAAGAGAACAGGCGGCAGCCCAGAGGUUCCGACGAGGUUUUCCGAGGAAAGGGCAACGCCCCCCGUCAAGCGGCCUCCACAUCAUCACGAGCAUCACGACCAGCCAAGAAAGCAGUCACUCCGCCGCCCGGCCUAUACCACCGCGCGACCGCCCUGCUAUCCUCCAUGCACGCUAUGAUCACGAACACGGCGCACUCGAUGACGGCGAACCCCAUGGCGUUCUUCCGCACGCUCCUCUUUCUUCUUGCUUUUGCGGUUGCAUUUGGACGGCGCGAUCUGAGGGAGCGCAUCAUGCGCGUCCUAAGAAAUGGCCUCGACAAGGUCCGCCGGACGGUGGGCAUGGGCGUCAAGGUCUCGUAUAUUUGAUGAUUUGAUUUACUGCGAUGGGGGUGAUACCCUUCUUGUACCAUAUUUGGCAUCCACAGCUGCGAAGUGCAACCUAGCUUGCUUAGUUAAUAUCAAUUGUUACGGUAC